GCCGUGCAGCAUGUUAGAUCCUGAGGGCAGUGUGGAGCACAAGCCUUCCUCUUCCUUCCCCAAAGUUUUCCUCAUCCCUCUAGCUAUGCUCCUUGCCAUUGCAGCACUCCUGCUCUUAGCAUUUUCUGCUACGCAGCAGAAAGAACCUGAUUUUUACACUUUCAAAGUUGUAAACAUCAGGGGCAAACUAGUCUCUCUGGAGAAGUACAGGGGCUCGGUGUCUCUAGUUGUCAACGUUGCAAGUGAGUGUGGGUACACAGAUAGCCACUACAAGGCCUUACAACAGUUACAGAGAGACCUCGGCCCAUAUCAUUUCAAUGUGCUGGCAUUCCCAUGCAAUCAGUUCGGACAGCAAGAACCAGACACUAACAAAGAAAUUGAGAGUUUUGCACGAAAGACUUAUGGUGCCUCCUUCCCUAUGUUCAGCAAAAUUGCAGUCAGCGGAGCUGGUGCAAUUCCUGCCUUCAAAUACUUAAUUGAUUCUACAGGAGAAGAACCAACCUGGAACUUCUGGAAAUACCUGGUGGACCCCAAUGGGAAAGUAGUAAAGGCCUGGGACUCUACUGUCUCUGUUGAAGAAAUAAGACCUUAUGUUACAGAACUUGUAAGGAAAAUCAUCCUGAAAAAGAAAGAUGAAUUAUGACUUUCAAAAAUCCCAGCAUGGAACAUGCAUCUUUAUUGAGAAUUAGAGCUGGACUUUGCCUUUUCACAUUCCAAAAGAGAGAAUGAGGAAGGGAAAUUAUGACCAGUGGAAUCUAUAUUUACCAACCUAAGAAUGUAGAAAACAGCAAGUUGGCAUGGUCAAAGUAAUUAAAAGUUUUUUUCUCCAA
This is a messenger RNA of Colius striatus (speckled mousebird), 830 nucleotides long. RefSeq names its product glutathione peroxidase 7 (gene GPX7). Lineage: Eukaryota; Metazoa; Chordata; Aves; Coliiformes; Coliidae. The transcript has 3 exons. The coding region runs from base 11 to 643 and encodes 210 amino acids. The record is from RefSeq and is a predicted model, not a curated record. Gene Ontology annotation, biological process: response to oxidative stress. Gene Ontology annotation, molecular function: glutathione peroxidase activity.